Cygnus olor (mute swan) is the source of this 8719-nucleotide messenger RNA. It is a transcript of the gene FOXN3, whose product is annotated as forkhead box N3. The transcript has 8 exons. Gene Ontology annotation, biological process: regulation of DNA-templated transcription. Bases 487 to 1980 code for a protein of 497 amino acids. Lineage: Eukaryota; Metazoa; Chordata; Aves; Anseriformes; Anatidae. The record is from RefSeq and is a predicted model, not a curated record. Gene Ontology annotation, cellular component: nucleus. Gene Ontology annotation, molecular function: DNA-binding transcription factor activity; cis-regulatory region sequence-specific DNA binding.
GAGGAGGAAGAGGAAGCUUUGAGAAGAGGAGGCAAGGCAAGGUUUUGGUAGGAUGUGACAUCUAGGAAGCAGGCUAAGUUGGAGGGAAGUGAAAUCAGGCGGCAGAAACCAGCUUGGGAGCUCGAGGGGUCAAUGCUGGGAGAUGGAGAACAAAGGUUUCUUUUGUAUUUUGCUUUUAUUUUUUAUUUUUUAAGUGGGUGGGUUACAAGAGGGCUUGGUAGCUAGAAGGUUUGCCAGAAGGUUGUGUGAUGGCUCAAUAGAUGGCUUGCUGGUGGCAGAAGAGAGGCUGGUAGAUGUCUCGGCGUAGGAAGAGAUGGGCAGUGCAAAAGGGUGAGCAAAAGGAAUGGAUGGCUGCUGAAUUUCUACAGAAACUCGAUUUAGUGCAGAUCAAAAGCAAGAACAAUACACUGGUACACGGAAGCUGUAAGAUCAGAGUCGGAUGUCCAUCUCUACAGUCAGCAAAGGACUACAGGAGUCUCUGCCUAAAUGGGUCCAGUCAUGCCGCCCAGUAAGAAGCCAGAGGGCUCAGGAAUUAGCGUGCCCAGCGGACUGAGCCAACGUUACCAAGAUAGUGAUUUAUCAAAGGCACUUCACGAUGACGAGGACCUAGAUUUCUCUUUGCCUGCCAUCAGAUUAGAUAAAGGGGCCAUGGAAGAUGAAGAACUAACUAAUUUGAACUGGUUACACGAGAGCAAGAACUUGCUGAAAAGCUUUGGGGACUCGGUCUUAAGAAGCGUUAGCCCCGUUCAGGACAUCGGUGAUGACACGCCUCCGUCUCCUGCCCACUCUGACAUGCCCUACGAUGCCAAGCAGAACCCCAACUGCAAACCUCCUUACUCCUUUAGCUGCCUCAUAUUUAUGGCCAUCGAGGACUCGCCAACCAAACGACUGCCUGUAAAGGAUAUAUACAACUGGAUCUUAGAACACUUUCCAUAUUUUGCAAACGCGCCCACUGGAUGGAAAAAUUCUGUGAGACAUAAUCUAUCCUUGAAUAAGUGUUUUAAGAAAGUGGACAAAGACAGAAGUCAGAGUAUUGGAAAGGGGUCCUUGUGGUGUAUAGACCCAGAAUAUAGACAAAAUCUUAUUCAGGCUUUGAAAAAGACACCCUAUCACCCAUAUUCGCAUGUGUUCAAUACACCUCCCACAUCUCCUCAGGCAUAUCAAAGCACAUCAGGUCCACCCAUUUGGCCAGGAAGCACCUUUUUCAAGAGAAAUGGAGCCCUUCUACAAGAUCCUGACAUUGAUGCUGCCACUGCCAUGAUGCUUUUGAAUACUCCCCCUGAGAUACAAGCAGGUUUUCCUCCAGGAGUGAUACAAAAUGGAGCUCGAGUUCUGAGUAGAGGAAUAUUUCCUGGAGCCAGGCCAUUGCCAAUCAACCCUAUAGGAAGCAUGGCUGUUGCAGUAAGAACUGGUUGGAAAUCUUUCAAAAUGAAUGGGAUAACAAACUGCCGGAUGCGGACAGAAAGCGAACAGUCGUGUGGCUCUCCAGUCGUUAGCGGUGACCCGAAGGAGGAUCACAACUACAGCAGUGCCAAAUCUUCCAACCACAGGAGCACAUCACCUGCUAGUGACUCCGUUUCCUCUUCCUCUGCUGAUGACCAGUAUGAAUUUGCAACUAAAGGUAGCCAAGACAGCAGUGAAGGAAGUGAAGUUAGCUUCCAGAGCCACGAGAGCCAUAGUGAAACAGAAGAGGAGGACAAAAAGCAAAAUCGGAAGGAGACCAAGGAUUCUUUAGCUGACAGUGGGUAUGCAUCCCAGCACAAGAAAAGGCAACAUUUAAUGAAGGCGAAAAAAGUACCAAGUGACACACUGCCUCUUAAAAAGAGACGUACGGAAAAGCCCCCUGAGAGUGACGAUGAGGAGAUGAAAGAAGCAGCAGGAUCUCUCCUGCAUUUAGCAGGAAUUCGAUCCUGUUUGAACAACAUCACCAAUCGGACGGCAAAGGGGCAGAAAGAGCAAAAGGAAACCACAAAAAAUUAGAACAAAUCAAUGAUUUGUUUGAACUUACAAAGUUUUGUUUCAGCACGUCAGGUGAAUUCUAAUGAUUUGUGGCAAUAUCAGAAAUUUUUUCCUUUUUUUUUCUUUCUAUUUGUUUUUGGUUUUGUUUUUUUUUUCUUUCUUUUUUUUUUUUGGACCCUUAAGAUUUUUAAUUUUAAAGGAGAUUGAAGCCAUAGAACUCAUACUGACACUCAGCUAAUUUACAAAAGCUUUUCAUUACCUGAAGACAAAAAGUUAACAACAACAAAAAGCCAAAAUUGCCAUUGCUUUCUCCGGCUUGUCAAAAAAAUGCAUGGUUGAAUACGCAGUGACAUCAACUUUAUUGUGAUGGGAGUAAAAUUGGGCACUUGGAAAUCCCUCUUACACUAGAAGAGAUGUGCAUAAUUUAGUAGUCAUUCAGGCCUGGCCCUUAAGAAUUUUUUUUAAUGGCCUUACAAUUGGGUUAUAAGUGAAUGUGAAUAAAGAGAUUUGGGGGAAAGAGGAGGCACGUACUUCUCAACACCAAACCAAGAACCAUCUAGAGGCACUCGGAUACUGUGCCAUAGAAGUCUUUGGACAGCCACUGGUGGCAACUGCGCAUACCGUAAUGCACUUGUAGUGCUUCAUGUACUAUACGUGGCUCAUAACGUGAAGACUGGUAACCUUAAGUUUGGGGAAAGUGAAACUAUGUAUGCAAUGGGUUUCAGUGAAACGAGAAGAAAUGGAGGGGCACUGUCAAUAGCAUCGCUAAUCAUUGAAUUAUGUCUUCUAUAUUAAAUUAAGUAUUCAAAAAGCCAUAAGCCUGAAAAUCGGCACUGCGUGCAAAAAAUAAUAGUGAUAGGGAAAAACAAGCUAUGUCUUCUAAACUGCCUGAGUGAAAAGCAAUCAAGUCUAAGAAAUUACAGCUAUAUUAAGGAAGGAAAUAAAUCCAAAUCUUUUUCUGUGGAUCAAAUACUUGAUCUAACUGGGGGAAAAAAGCUACAAAACCUGCCAUUAGUAUUAUUCUGUAAUUCACAAAACAAGACAGCAUAUUGGUGAGCAGUGAAAUUAAGCUCAACAAAACAGCUCCAACACUGCCCUCAGAAGUGAGUGUGCAGUUAAUGUCAGUCAGGAUUCGUCUGUGCAAAAAUAACAGCAGAUUUCCAGAUUCAACCAGCGUAAGCCAGCAGAAAAAAUUUGAUCCACAUUGCAUGGAUUCCUUUUGGGAGGGGGGGGAACACAAAAAGCAAACAAUGUUUUUUUAUUCAAAGAUGACAAAGUUCUUGUAAGGUAAAUAAUGUAUUUAGCAUGAAGCAUGAAUUAUUUUCAUAUAAAUAUAGAAAAUAGAGAAAAAGGCUAUGCCUCUAAUUUUUAAGCCCUUAGGCUUAGAGUUUGAUUUUUUUUGUUGUUGGUUUUUUUUUGUUUUGUUUUGUUUUUGUUUUGUUUUUUGUUUUGUUUUGGUUCUUUUUUGUUGUUGGGGUUUUUUUGAAGCAGGUGUUUAAGGUUUAACCUUCUUCAGGGACAAACACUGACUGUUGGGGAACUUACUCUGCAAUAUUAAAAAAUAAAAUCUUCAUGCUCUGGUAGGGCUUGGAUGGUUGAAUUAUACUGCCUUGUCUGCACAUUCAGCCCCCCUCUCCCUACUUCUGUUUAAAAAAAAAAAGAAAAAAAAAGAAAAAAAAAGUUAAAAGUGUGUCCUUUCUUCGUCUGUACAUGUGUAACAUGACGCAAUAAUCUGAGGGCAAGUUUAGUAGUGAGUGUGUAUGACAGAAUCAAGAGAAUAAUGGGAGAUUAAUUGAGGAAAACUCGCUGAUUUGAUUCAGGAAUAAGUAGACAAGAAAAUAGCUUUGCUAAUUUGCCAUGAGAAAAUGAAGUUAGUAAAGAGCCUUACUGAGGUGUCCCGAGAAAAACCAGUGCUACAGAGGGUGUGAUUCAGGUAUAGUGCUCCUCUCCUGACAUGACGACUGUUAGAUUGGAGACUCCUACAGCCGAGGGAAGCUGUGAAAUAAAUAAUACAGUCUCUCACCUGGAUUCGUCAGUUUGGCAUGAAAAAUUCCACAUGUAGAAUAUCCUAGAGGCAAAAAGAAAAUCCCGGGGACUGAAAAACCCUACCACUUAACAGAAUGAAACAGUCUGUUUCUGUAAAAGAACACAGGUUUAUAGCUCUGACAGCUGUUCCAGGUAGCAGCAUCACCAAGGUGGAGCUAGUUUAUGGAGAGUGAGUUAGAGAAGGGUCCGACUUCCCACUCUGUGAAGUGAAAUAAAAACUGCAAUUGUUGUAUGUGCAGUUAGGAAGUGGGAAGACUGAAGGGCAGGCUGGGCUGGGCCUGCCAGCCUUCCCGUGCUCCACAGACAUUCUGUAAUGCAAAGACCAGGAGCACGCUGGGGGCAGCACACAACAUUGUGCCUCUCCUCCCAUCUCACCCGUGUGUCCCGGGAUCCAGGAGCUGCCUGACAGCUGCUGGAGCCCAGCACAACUGCCAGCUAUGCAGAUCAGGAAGGAGAGAGCCAAGGACGGUGGAAGGAGCAGCUGUGUGCUCCCCUCUUUGCUGGUCCUGGGGCUGAUGGCCAGCAUAAGCUAAAGUUGGAGUACGUAGAUACUAAAUCCAUUGGCUGCCAACAGCCCUUGAGAUAAAGUUGGGGAAAACGGGAAGCUUUCUGUCGGCCAGGUAGCACGGAGAUGAAUGAGCCAUAUCCUUCCCUCUGGCCAGAGCCCUCCCAGUGUGAUUGCACUGGAUCAGUCGGCUUGGUCCAUUCUGUUACGGACUUUGGGAGAGUCAUUGGAAAUACAGACAGCACAGUACCAGCUUGCCACCACCUUCACUCAAUGUGUAAGUUGUUCCAUUGAGGAGCUCCUCUAAUAUUUAUCAAAAAGCCACAUUUAAAACUGAAAUUCAGUGGCAGAAAAUACACUUGAAACGGGGCUCAGCCAUUUCUUUCCUCCAGAGAAAGCAAUGUGGUGGUGUGCCGGUGGCCAGCUCCUGCCCAGUCACACACAACGCUAAUUCCAGAGCAACCUCACUGAUUGCAGUGCAGGUGAGAUCAGUAUCUGCUGUACACGUACCAUACAUUAAUGUGGACUCUUGGUGGCUAGAUAUAUAAUUACCUCUAGUAUUAUCUUAGAAAAUGGUCAUUUUGCAUAAGUAUCUAAUUAGGCAGGUUAUUUUUAUAUAUAUACACAUAUAUAAUCUAUCUACAACUUCAACACCUCCUUUAUAUACUUGCUGGUAAACUUAAAAUGUUGGCAAACAUCUAUUUUCAUGUAAAAUGUGUUGUUCCUAGUCUGAUCUGCUGAGGAGGUGGUGUUCAGUAGGAAUUUACACAGUUUUGUUCAGGAACCAGCAGUUUGGCUGAGCGCUGAUGUCAUCAACAUAUGAUUUCUGGAGUUUAAAACAACUCGUCCCUACCGACCCUUCCUCUAACUAUUGAUGAGAAGUACAUGAUUUGGAGUUGUAUAAAAUAUUUAUGAGUCGCCUUUUAAAACGUUUUUGUGCCUGGCUAACAAUGGCAGCUUUGUCAGAAUUGGUAAUAAUGCUCCAUCAGAAAAGUUCUCUUUUUUAAUAAGAAUUGAGACUUUUUUCCCCCCCAAAAAAGUAUAUGGUCAGCCUCUCAAUGCAUGUGUCUCUCCUUUCACCAAGUCAUGCCAAAAACUGAGUGGUAAUUGCACUGUAUUACGAACUCUCUCACUUGCCAGACAUGAGGUGGUUUGGUUUUGCUUGUUUGCUUUCCUUACUAAGCCAUUUUUAGGUGAGAAGUCAUAGAAUCUCUAACUUUCUAUUUUCCUCAUCCUAUCAGUAUUGCCAAAUUCAUGGUUCUCCAAAACAGGUGGGGGCUCGGGGAAUCCCAGUAGGUCAGCAAGCGUUUAGUGGCAGGUUUCACACGGGCGUGCGUUUUAAGGGUCGCUCAGACUUCACCACGCGUUCCUUUGGAAUAUGCCUUCUGCAGCGAGAGGCUCUUGCAGGCCAGAGCUAAUGCCACAAGCAGAUUUCACUGGAGUCUGCAGGGAGGUGAAGUCUGUCAGUUGUGCUUGCAUGCUGCAAGCAGGUGGAUGUUCUACUGAGAAGUCAUUUUGAUGCAGAUUUUGCCUGCAUUUAGAAAUUCAAGCACAGGUCUUGAACAGCUUUAAUGCAUCAUCUGUAGCUGUUUCUGAAAGCAAUCUGAUGCUGAUCUUUUCCUGGCAAAACCAGCAGUAGUUCUGUUGAGGUCACCAGAGUUUUGCAGAGUGAUGAGACGUGCUGUUUAGGACUACAGAACUAGCCUGUGACUGUAUUCUCACUGGUAAUUCAGUUGAUGUCCAUAGGCUGACUCCUGUCUUACCUUAAAAUGGGAAAAAGGAGUCCCAAAGGAGGUGCAUCAGCGCCCAGUGUUCAACUGAAUUGCCGUCUACCUUUGCAAAAGAUACAACGAAACCCUGUGGGCUGCAUUCUUCACUGGAGUGAGGUAGUGAGAUGUCAAUGUACUUGAGCAAAGAACGAAAUCCCAAAUUGUAUGCCGAACGGCAUACAGAUAAAAUAACUAAAACAACACUUCGUCUUAUUUUCUCGGCAGCCACAAUUGAUAUUGGCUCCGAGAUCAUUGAGGCCCUGAUUUUUCUUGAAGUAUGUCUGUAUCUAAAGGUGUAGAUAGGCGUGGUCUGAGAUUUCUCUAGAACCUCUGGGUGUCUCAUCUCCAUUGCAACCAAUGGAGCUAUGGACACCCAAGUGCUCUUGAAAAUCAAUUUUAGUAUUAUUGCCAUUUUUCCUUUGAUCUGGCCCUAGGCAUUUUUUAAAACAUUCCUCUCCUAUACCUCCAGGAUUAGAAGAAAACUACAGAGAGAGUGCAUUUACAAUUUCAGAGGCAAUGUGACUUACUUCACUUCAUGGAGAAUGCCGACAGGUUCCUUCAGGUAUGCCACUGCUGCCUCAAGAGCUCAUUGGCAUACUUUGUAGGAAACGUUUUAAAACUUUUUCUUGACUUUGCCACCAAAAGAGCAUUUGAACCAUACAUCCUCUUGAUUGUAACAGAGUAUCAGUGUUGACUGUCUGACCAGUUAAGUUUUAGUGUUCUUCACAGCCCUCCAGUAAUAUAUCAAACACUGUUAUGCACAUAAUGCAGCACUGUGAUCUAAUUUAAAUAAUACUUUUUUAUUAUUUAUACUACUCUAUGUAAUAUACAUCAACACUUUGCUAUAUAACCUAAGUGAUAACCCUCUUCUUAGUUAUCUGCCAAACUCUGACUUUGUUUGGUUUAUAUUGCAGUUAGCACAGUUACCGAGUUGUAAUGAUGUCUCUUUUCCUUUGAAAUGGAAUGUGUAAGUCGAACUAUACACUUGUGUGUUUCUGUUUUAAGCUGGAGUUUAUAAGGAUUUACACACAACAUUCGGUGUUCUGUAUAAAUCUGCAUACAUUUGUGAAUUCAUCUGUUAACCCCCUUUUAUUUAGAAAGUAUUAAUUGAUGGUGGUUUAUUAGGGUUUUUUAUUUUUGCAUUUUUAUUUUUAGUACUGGUUAUUCUUGAAUUAAGCAGAGACUUGUCAGCUGGGUUGCUUUAUCAUGUAUAUGACCUUACGAUUCUUCCACAGUUCAGCCAACAAGUACUAGCUUCACUGACCAAAAAGAAGUCUCAACCUAAUGUGUCUAUGGUGCUGUAUUUUGCUGGUGUACAUUUAAAACCAGAAAUGAUCUAAAGGUCACUUUGAGUUGUUCUAAUAAGUAGCCUUUCCUGGUUUUGGGAGCUUGGGUUUUGUUUUUGUUUUAGCAUUGAAACAAGGAAUAUUUAUCUGAAGCUAUGUAAUGGUUUUUCUACUGUAUCACAUUUCCUUUUGCAAAGAGGGGGAAAAUGACCUGAUGUAACAGCCUCUCACAGUCAAUGGAAGGCUUUUUUUUGUUUCACUUUUUCAUUUUCAGUUAAUUUCAUUGAGCUUUGGAUCAGGCCAGCAGUUACGAGAGCUCAUUGUCUGAGGGUUUAAGGGGUAAAUGACAACUUGUGCUAAAAUGACGUGUUGUGCUCUAUGAUGGCCAUCAUCUAGAAAUGGGAUUCUUUCUCCUUCGUUUACUGUGGCCUAAAAUCCCAAGACUUUCUUUUUUCAUUCAGAUGACAUUAAACUUCAGUACAUUUUUAAGUUAAGAGAGCAUUGUACAUUUCUUGAGUAUGUGUGUGGGAUUUUUCAACAACUGAAAGUAAUACCUGUAUCUGAUAACCAGUUCCAUGCCUGCAUCAUUCACACUCACUACUUAAAACUGCCAUGAUGUAAAAUGUUGGGGGGAAUGACUUGUGUGUGUAUGAAAAGCAUUAUGGACUUGUACAUUUUUUUAUACUCUGAUCUGUAAUUUCUGAAAUAUUUUGUUUUACAGAAAAAAGUGAUAAAGCAAUCAAAAGACCAAGAGAUUUAAUAUCGAUGCUUAAGGGUCACAGGACCUUAACUGGCCAAUAAGUUAAUUUAGUACAGUGAUAAGCCAAUUUUUUUUCCUGUACUUGGCGUCUGAAACUGCCAAUUUCAUCAAUAUUAAAAUACGAACUGUGAUGGGGAAUGAACAGUGAUGUUAAGUUGUAUUUGUGUUUACCUAAAUGAGCAGUCCGAAGGCAAGUGCAAUCAGCUGAUCUUUAGGAAAUAUGAAAAUGUUGAUUUAGAGGCAUACUUGCAUUUUACAUUUUCUUGAUGUGUAAUCAUAUUGCCAAAGACAAACUAUUUCAUCAAUUAUUAUUGUAAAUAACACUUUCCCAAAACCUACCAUAAAGUUUCUGUGAUGUAUUGUCUUCCAGUUGCAAUAAAAAUUACUGAGUUGC